Molecule: messenger RNA, 1275 nt
Organism: Paraglomus occultum
Lineage: Eukaryota; Fungi; Glomeromycota; Glomeromycetes; Paraglomerales; Paraglomeraceae
Source: the annotation of a GenBank genome assembly
AUGAUUCCGGACAUUGAUUUUAGAAUCGUAACUGAAGAAAAUGAUAAUGGGGAACAGGCCUACCGCUGCUCCAAAUGUAAAGCUGAUAUGCAAAACAGAUAUUAUCUAUGCCAACACUGUUUUACGGAAAUUGCUGAGACCGCAGCGACUACUUGGACAACUGAGAGACCCAAUAUCGAUGCAUUUAUUCUCGGUUCACAAAAAGAUGCCGACCAAGUUCAUCAGUUUAUUGAAUGGAUUCCAUUCGACAAUUUCGCAAAUGUCGAGCACGUAGCCGACGGGGGUUUUGCCAAAGUCUAUAAAGCUUCUUGGAAACAAGGAUGCUGGGAAUGUGUAACAGAGGACGAUGAUAACUCCACAAGACAUUUCAAGCGUAGAGGAGCUAUGGAAGUUGCUCUAAAAGAGCAGAAAAAUUCCACAACACUUUCGGACGAGUAUUUAAAGGAGGCGACUUAUCUAAAGUGUGAAUACAGAUUUUUACGUGACAAUCGAUUAUAUGGAAUUUCAGUGAACCCCGAAACGAGUCGUAUAAUAUUGGUGAUGCGAUACAUGUCAGGCGGUGACUUGAAACAACUUUUGAUAAAGAAUCCUGCAGAGCUUACAUGGAGCGAAAGAAUAGAACAGCUGUCUACAUUGAUGAGAGAUUUACAAACUAUUCAUAGAGCAGGCUUUAUCCAUAAAGAUUUUCACAGCGGAAAUGUGCUGUGGACUCACGAUAACUAUCAGAACUAUGAACUGUGCAUUUCUGAUUUAGGCUUAUCCGGUCCCGCCAAUGAUAAAGAUGAUACAGUUACUGGAGUUGUCCCGUAUAUGGCACCAGAAGUACUCCUAGGUCAACCAAAGUCAACAGCAUCUGACAUUUAUGCUUUUGGUAUAGUCAUGUGGGAAUUUUCUUCGGGAAAACCAGCCUUUUUCGAAUACAAAGAUGAUGAUUUAUCAGCCUUUAAGCAGAGAAUUAUUAAAGAUAAUUUGAGACCUGAACCCGUAGAUGGCACCCCGGAUUGCUAUGUGAAUCUGAUGCGACACUGCUGGAAAGCUAAUCCCGAAGAUAGACCGACAGCUGAAGAAGUAUUGUAUACAUUAUUAGCAUUCAUAGAGAUGAAUGACAAGACUUUGCUUACUUUUAACGAUACGGUCUUUGAGCAAUUCGAAUCGGCAGAGGAUUUAAGAAUUAAAAGAGGACCGGGUCCAGAUGAAAGAUUUUACCAUGAGAGAUACACUAGCGGAAUUAUAAUAACCGGUGAAUUUGUCCGGACAGUGCCCGAGUUGCUAUAA